Molecule: messenger RNA, 518 nt
Organism: Peromyscus maniculatus bairdii (prairie deer mouse)
Lineage: Eukaryota; Metazoa; Chordata; Mammalia; Rodentia; Cricetidae
Gene: Ndufs6
Product: NADH:ubiquinone oxidoreductase subunit S6
Biological process (GO): mitochondrial electron transport, NADH to ubiquinone
Cellular component (GO): respiratory chain complex I
Source: RefSeq, a predicted model, not a curated record
CCUGCGUCGGCGCUUGGUACGACGCGCCGGGUCAAGGGUCGCCGGCAAGAUGGCGGCGGCGCUGACCUUCCGCCGGCUGCUGGCUCUGCCUCGGGCUGCGCGGGGUUUCGGGGUGCGAGUGUCGCCGACCGGGGAGAAGGUCACGCACACCGGCCAGGUUUAUGAUGAAAAAGACUACAGGAGGAUUCGGUUUGUCGAUCGUCAGAAAGAGGUGAAUGAGAGCUUUGCCAUUGAUUUGAUAGCCGAGCAGCCUGUGAAUGAGGUGGACCAUCGAGUCAUAUCCUGCGAUGGAGGAGGUGGUGCCCUGGGCCACCCCAAGGUGUACAUAAAUCUGGAUAAAGAAACAAAAACGGGGACAUGUGGCUACUGUGGCCUGCAAUUCAAGCAGCACCGUCACUAGUGUGGGCCGUGUCCUGGUUCUGACACCUGUGGGACAUCUCCAUGUUAGGUGUUUUGGUGGGAGGUCACUGCUCUGUGAAUGGUGUCCCUUCUUAUGAAUAAAAGACGAUACGAUCAUG